Molecule: messenger RNA, 5496 nt
Organism: Gadus macrocephalus (Pacific cod)
Lineage: Eukaryota; Metazoa; Chordata; Actinopteri; Gadiformes; Gadidae
Gene: rab3gap2
Product: RAB3 GTPase activating protein subunit 2 (non-catalytic)
Exons: 35
Coding region: 304-4515 (1403 amino acids)
Biological process (GO): regulation of GTPase activity
Source: RefSeq, a predicted model, not a curated record
CGGAAAUACAUCGUGCGGUAAAAAUGCGAACGAUGUGUCAUCAACAAAGCGUAAAACAAGGGUGGGAUUUAUAUUAUUGAGAAAUCUAGGCACAAAUCCAACGUACCCAUACAUUUAUAAGCUUUCCAUAGAUUAAAGUCAGAGCUAAAGACUCGAUGAAGGAGCUGUCAUAGAGAAGCUGGGUGUCUGGACCUGCAGAGAUACUCCUCCUACAGUGGACUGCUGCUGUUGUUAGCACACAGGCUAACUGUGAGCUGUGUUUAUAAACCCUGUCCAUCGGGGUCAGGACGGGACGGGACGGAGAUGUCCUGCUGCUUGUUGGAGUUCUGUCGUGUCCAGGAUCUCAAAACUGUCAGAGAGUUUUUAUUCCAAAACCAGAAACCUGAACCGCCGGAGGAUAACACUCAAACUGCAGAGAAUGAGCUUUCGUGGGACACUUCAGACUGGGAGUCGGCCUGGGAUCACCCGGAGGAGCCAAAGGGAGAUGGCAAUACCGUCUCCACGGUGGAGGAGGAGAGUGUGGCGCAGACGGCUCCCUGGAUGCAGGACUGCGUCGUGGCGCUGUCGCCCUGCUCGGACCUGCUCGUGGUGGCCCGCGACCACAGGGCCGUCUUCCUCACGGCUAAGUGGCGUUCAGGAGACAGUGGCCGGGAGGAGAUGACACUGGCAGUCUCCUGGAGUGGAACCCUCAGCGCUGAGGACGGGGAGUGUGUCAGCAGUGUCAUCUGCAUACCUUUGGCCAGCCAGAAGAGAAGCUCAACAGGGCGGCCUGAUUGGACCUGCGUAGUCGUGGGAUUCUCCUCAGGCUAUGUUCGCUUCUACACAGAGUACGGGGUCCUGCUCCUCUCCCAGCUGCUGAACGAAGACCCCGUGCUGAGACUCAAGUGUCGCACGUACGAGAUCCCCCGCCACCCCGGCGUCACGGAGCAGCACGAAGAGCUCAGCAUCCUGUACCCCGCCGCCCUGGUCACCAUCGACGGCUUCAGCCUCUACCAGUCCCUACGCGCCUGCAGGAACCAGGUGGCCAGAGCGGCGGCAGCAGGCAGUGACUCCAUCCAGCCCCCUCCCCUGGCCUACAAGAAGUGGGGUCUGCAGGACAUGGACACCAUCGUGGACCACAGCAGCGUGGGCAUCAUGACCCUGUGUGUGUUCGACCAGAUGAAGAACGCCUCCACCCUGGGGGGCUUCCACGCCACAGUGAAGGGCAGCCCCCCCGCCAUGAGUCAGUACAUCACAGUAGGGGGAGGGCCCUACACGGGCUUCUACUAUGCCAUCGAGGGGAGCUCCCAGCCUCUGCUGUCCCACGUGGCUCUGGCCGUGGCCAGCAAGCUCACCUCCGCUCUCUUCAGCGCUGCCAGUGGGUGGUUAGGAUGGAAGAACAAGAGCGAGGAGGAGCCAGCCCAGAAGCAGAAGCCCAAGGUGGAACCGGCCACACCCAUGGCUGUCAGGUUCGGUCUCCCGGACUCCCGGCGCCAUGGCGAGUCCAUCUGCCUGUCGCCGUGCAACACGCUGGCCGGCGUGACGGACGACUUCGGGCGCGUCACGCUGCUGGACGUGGCCCGCGGCAUAGCCAUCCGCAUGUGGAAGGGUUACCGGGACGCCCAACUGGGCUGGGUGCAGGUCUCGGAGGGGCGGGGCGACAGGGAGUCGUCCCCCUCGGCGCCCCUCCCCCGGCGCCACGCCCAGUUCCUGGUCAUCUACGCGCCGCGCAGGGGCAUCCUGGAGGUGUGGGGCACGCAGCAAGGGCCCCGCGUGGGCGCCUUCACCGUGGGCAAGCACUGCAGGCUGCUCUACGCUGGCUACCGUCUGAUGGGGGUGAACAGCGUGACCAGCCAGGGCUGGCAGCUCCACACCCAGCAGGUGUGUCUGCUGGACCCGACCAGCGGAGCCCUGAGGACCAUCACCGUGCCCUUCCACCUGGCCCUCAGUGACAAGAAGAGUGAGCGGGCCAAAGACAUGCACCUCCUCAAGAGGUUGACCACCAUACUCCGGAGCCGAGAGGUGGAGCCAGAUAUCCUGGAGAGCGAGGCCAAGAGUGUGCUGCUGGAUAUUAAACACCCGGCCAUUAAGAAGCAGGCGCUGGAGUCACUGCUGGCCAAUAAGAAGGCUCCGGUCUCGUGUCUGACUGGUGUCACUCGAGCCUUGCACGACAGUCUCAGGGAGCAAGACCCGGAGGUGGUGGAUGAGGCUCUGCUCCAGCUCUGCUCCUCUCAGCUCAAGCUGCUGACGCUCUACACAGACCUCCAGCAGCUGCACUCCGCUGAGGACACACAGCCAGGCCCCGCAGACUCUGACUCUGCGGUGGGCGUGGAGGAGGAGCUGUCCCGUGUGGACGGCGCCCUGCGGCGCUACGCCCAGCUGGCCUCGCGGCCCGGCGUGUCCUUUGCCCAGGACUCCCCGGACGCCCCGCUGCCCGCGCGCACCUUCCUGUCCCAGCUGGAGGGCGGCGAGGGCGGGGAGGUGGUGGUGGUCCGCAACGGGGACGAGGCGUGGAACCGGCUAGGGAGCUUCCUGUUCUGGGGCUGUCUGACUGGACAGAGCCCCAUCCACCGGGUGUGCAACAAGCUGGAGCUGGCUGGCAUCAGUCCACAGCAGCUCCUGUCCCUGCUGCUCAGUGUGUGGCUGCACAGGGAGAAGGAGGUGAUCACCAAGCCAGAGGACAUCGUUAGGAACUUCCACACGCUACUCAUCGCCCUGAGCAACAUGAAAGGAGCGGUGGAGGAGUCCUGGGACUCCCAGUCUGUCUCCCCCUGGUGGCAGCAGGUGCGCAGUGCGUGCGUCCAGUCCCACAGCGCUGGUGCCGCCCUGCUGGCCGCGCUGGUGGCCCACCGCGCCGCCAAGGCCAGCAUCACCCGCCUGUCGGACAGCAAGAUCCAGGCAGACUGGGAGGCGGUGUCCCUGGAGCUGGAGCAGUGGGCGGUGUGUGUGCGGCAGCUCGAAGACGUGCUGGCCCUUCAGACGCUGCUGUGGCUGCCGUCCCCCCUGGGCCCAGCAGGGGGAGCUCCGGCGCAGUGCUGCGCCAAGAGCCUGCAUGAGGGGGGAAGAGGGGGCGUAGCGGACAGCGUGGCCAAGUGGGUGUUCAGGCAGAACCUGGCGCCCGAGAGGCUGAAGGAGAUCCUCCUCCUGCACAAGAGGGGGAGCAGGGAGGAGACGGAGGAACAGCAGGAGCACAGAAGAGGAGGGCAAACGAAAGAGAAGGAGGAGGAGGAGAAGGAUGGCCCGGAGGACUUGGACAGGACAGCAGAGCUGCUGGUGGCAGUCAGUCAGCGCUUCCCAGACUCCCUCUCCCCUGACCUGCUGCUGGCCCAUUGCUGCUGGGAGUACGUGGUGCAGUGGAACAAAGACCCGGAGGAGGGGCUCUACCUCUACUGGGCCGUGGAGCAUCUCAAGCUGGUGUCCAGCCCCCACAUCCAGCUGGGGAUCUCCUCCAUGAUGUGGAGCACGUUCAUGGUCAAGCGCUUCUCCGCCGCCGCCUACCUCAUGGAGAAGGUUGGGAAGGCCCCAAAAGACCGCUUAUGCCGACGGGACGUGGGUAUGAACGACAGAGCCGUGACCACCUUCAUGGGCUCCAGCGUCCAGCUGCUGCAGAUCCUCAUAGAGGUGACUGGACUGUUGGCUCACAGCCAGAACCCUUUUUCUUUCUUAUGCGACGACGCGGACUCUGCGGUGGAGGAGGUGGCCCCCCCGGAGCUGUGCGUGGAGGAGGUGUGGUGUGGGGCCCAGGGCCCGGCCUCCAUCGCCGAGCUGGCCCUGGAGCAGCGCGGGGUCCACUUCCCCCUGGUGCAGCACCACUACCUGCUGGCCGCGCUGCUGCACGCCGCCAUGGCCUUCGGCCUGCGGGUCAAACCCCUCAGCCUGUUUGACAGCAAGGGCAAGAACGCCUUCUUCAGAGAGCUGACGUCCAUCCAGCUGAUGCCCAGCGGGGACAUGGACCCCGGGCUGGUGUCCCUACGCCAGGAGUACCUGCUGCGCGUGCUCACGGCCUGGGUGCAGGCCGCAGACGAGCCCCCGGCCCCCGGCUCGGCCCCCUCGGGCCCCGGCGGGCCGCCCCCUCUCCCGGGGGGCGGGCCGAGGGCCGACUGGUGGCCGUCGCUGUGCCUGGAGCUGGGCGUCCUGCUGCAGGUCAACCCCGACGUCCUCCGCCGACACCUGGUCUGUGAGCUCUACAACCAGGGCCUGGACCCCCGGGCUGAGGAGGUGAUGCUGGAGGUGGAGGACAAGGACGUGCUGGGCUCCCAGCUGCUGGUGCUGACGGGCCAGCGCCUCAGCUACUGCCUGCUGCACAGCCAGAGCCAGACCAGGGGCGCCAUGGAGCUGCUGGCCCGCCUGCCCCCCACCCUCUGCACCUGGCUCAAGGCCAUGGACCCCAGUGAGCUCCGCUGUCCCAUGGUGCCCCUGGGCCAGAGCCGACGCUUGGUGAGCCGCCUGAUUGAGAUCCUGCCUGAGAACCACGCCCAGUACAGCCUGGCCCUGCACCUGCUGGAGGCCGUGGAGGCCCUCACCACCGAGGCCUGAGCCCUCCUGGCCCCUAGAGGGAGACGGAGAGACACACACGUGCACGUGGGGGGGGGGGGGGGGGGGGGGGGGUUGGGUGAGAGGAGAUGAAUGCAAUGAAAAGGAUCACAAGAGGUGAGGCUGGAGGAGAGUGAAGGCGUGUAUAUAAAGGGGUUGGGUGUUCAUUAAAGAGCUAUAUAGACACUAUGUACAGCCAUACAGUAUAUUACCCCUCCUCCUCCUACACCUAUCUUUGUUGUAGCUUCAUCCCACUGGUUCAAAUGACGGGUAUUGUGUUGGUGAGGUUCUGACGGAGAGUACACCUGUAGUUUGUUGCAUCAGACACUGCAUUUCAAGGGCUUUUCAAGAGCCCGUCGUCCCAGUUAUUUGUUCCAUGUCUCUCAGUUUUACUUGUCUCUCGCUUUCAAACGUUGAUGUUUGAUUUAGCUCAUGACAAGCAUGCUUCUUCUUCACAGUGGAUUAUAACAGAAGCAUUAACAUCAUUGUAAAUAAAAUGGUAAGCAGCACCCUUCAUAAAAAAAUCAAAAGGAUUGGUUUUAAAUGGGUUUUACUCCCAUAUGUCAUUGUAAUUUUUUUGGAUGAAAUAUGUAACAUAUCUAUAUGGAGAGGAAAAGAGACUUGAAGAUUUAUGGUUUCUUGUUGACCCGGCUACCAUGGAGAAUGGACAUCGCUUGUUCUUUAAUAGUAGUGUCCUUGUAAUUCUACUCUCAUUCACGGAGUUGAUUGCGUUCCUUUCGCUAAUGGCUUUUAAGUAUUACACCGUUCAGCGACCUUAUCCUCUUCACGUGCCAUAAUAGUCCCUUCUCCAGCGUUUAUUCACUCGUAGCAACCUUCGAGGGUAACGGCGUGCAUUCGAGAGGAAUGAAGCCGAUCGUUAGUUAAUUUUUUUUGUAUUUAUAGCCACAGAUGGUAUGGUAUGCCUGCCCCCCCCUUCGCGAAGGCUGCAGAAUAAAAAAAGGUUUGAUGCUUCUCACCAACUAA